Messenger RNA from Seminavis robusta, 4609 nucleotides. The record is from the annotation of a GenBank genome assembly. Lineage: Eukaryota; Bacillariophyta; Bacillariophyceae; Naviculales; Naviculaceae.
UUCAACCCAUCCUUCUUCUCACUUUUCAAUUUCUCAAAUCGAUAUUCCUCCUUUUUUCUGAUCUUCUUCUUCUUUCUCUUUCCUUCAGCUCCUUCAACCAUGUUGCGCUCUUUGUCCCUCCUCGUGAUACUUUGGAUAAGCCAAUGGGGUGGCACUCCUGCUUCCGCCACUUCCGUCCCUUGCACCGUGAGCGAAGAGUGUGAGGCAGCUGUUCAGGUUGGUUCACGUUGCGUUGGAGGCAUGUGCACUAAUCCCUUCUACAAUGGCGGGUGCUUGAAAACCAUGCUUCCCGGCUGGAACCGGACCCGUAUCUGCUCCAGUCAGGAUCCUCUCGAAGCUGAAGAACUCGGCUACUGUCGUCAUUCGCCCAUGGACUACAUGGAAGUUCGAAUGGGCAGUGGCAGCUGGGAAUCGUCGGUCAUGAACAACUGGCUGCUUCAGAUCUUGCUCUCCGAGAUGUUGGAUGUUCCUGUGAGUGUGGAGUUCGGAGGUCCUGAUGUUGACGUGAAUCUCUACCAGAAAGAGGCCAAGUUUGACUUCUUCAGGACAAAGUUUGACCGAUACAGGAAAGAAUUGGGAGUGGCCACUCGCGUCAAAGAUUGCCGCACAGUGACGGGCACGGAAGGAACAAUCGAACCCGAGAAUUACGAAGCAUGCUAUCACUUCCACCCUGAGGUUUGGUGGAAAUCAACCAAGAAUCAGUCCGCAGUGCCUGAGCUGGAGUCUGUUGUGGAUCUUGGCGUGCUGUCGGAGCUCGCCAUCUUUGUGCCAAAGUUUGCUGUUGAGCGCGACCCAACGUUAAUGACCUAUAUCGGUUUGGGAGGCCAGGAGAAUCGUCGAAAGCUUGCCGAUACCUUUCGCUCACCAACUCGUUGGGGGGAAUACUGCAGUGAAGUUUCUCCCACGAACUGCACCAGACCAGAUCCCAUUGCAGAGCGAGCCCCAUCGGACGAGAAGGAAGAGAUGUCCUUCUUUGUCGAUGGCUUCUUCAAUGGACACUUCCGCAAGACAGAGAAUCAUGACUGUGACCUCAAUAAUUCAACUUGCACUGGCGACUUUAUCAAUGCCAAGUGUGGCUGGGCAUCUUAUGCCAAACAGCAGCUCUAUCACAACGACAUUGCGCUUGAGAUGAGGGGGCCUCAAGCCAAUGGAGGGUACUCUUACAAGGAACAGUUCCAGAUCUAUCGUGCUGCAAAUGCUACGAAGAGUGCUGUCAUGAUCCUUGUCUACACGACUGAUCCACCAUACGAAGAGUUUUUGGGAUCCGAUGCAGAGAUGACAAGGGUGAUGUUUCCGCCUCCCACCCAAGAAUGCCUUGACUCACGCAUUGACACCAGCGAUGCAUGCGAGGUCAAUGCAACUUUCUUUGAACUCUUUGGUGCCCCAGAGGGGGCAUGUGACACCUAUCCACAACCCCUCAAGAAGCUGCUCAGUAAUGGCUUCCGUGAGAUCACCAUUGGGGAUGGGAUCUCAAAUGAGUUCAAGAGCCCAGCUUAUGAUGCAGUUAGCCUCUAUCAGAUUACAGAGCUGGGUUAUGGGGAAAUCUUUGACCAGUGGUUGCAGCGUGGCCCCACAGGAUACGACUUGCGAGAGGCAACAUGCCAGUGGGUCAUUGACCAUUUUGACCUGUUCGAGACAUUCGUUCCUGAUUCACAUCCCCGUACCAUCUUGGAAUCCUCAGAGUCCAAAACUGUGGGGCUGGUUCAUGCUGCCUUGGGAAUUGCCAUCGUAGUGGCUUUGCUGGUCCUGGUUUCACUUGUGGUUGCAUUCAUCAAACGCAAAACAAAGGUUAUCUACUAUGUACAGAAGGAAUUCUUGAAUCUAUUGCUGGUUGGAAUGUUCCUUGUUGCCACAGGCGCUAUCUUGAUGGCAGCCCCAGUUGUCAACUGGACCUGUGUUGUCAUUCCUUGGGCAACAAACUUGGGCUAUGUCCUGCAACUGGUGCCAUUCUAUGUGAGGAUAUCAGCAAUCAGUGACCUUGCAACAUCAGGCAAACAGAUGCAACGGGUGAAACUUGAUCUCAAGUACCUUUAUAUCAAGGUGGCUGCUGUGGCUUUUCUUGUGGCUGCAUUUGUGCUUGUUUGGACACUUGUGGACACUCCUGAGAAGACAUACGAAUAUGAAAUGUCUGGGGACACUACAGCCGAAGGUGAAACCAUCAUUCGAGCCUAUGAUUACUGUGGGUCUGAGCAGGAACACUGGAUGUACAUGGUUUUUGCCUGGCGAGCUCUGAUCUUGGUGCCUUCGUGCAUGACCGCUGUGCUUGCCUCUCGUGUGAAGGAAGACAUGAAUGAUACAAGAGCCAUGUCAGCGACACUUUGUGCCAAUUUCUUCUUUCUACUGCUGCAAACAAUCUUCUUCCUGAUCUUGCAUCCGUCAGAGUCAGAUUCUGACCUGAUGGGAUAUUCAAGUAUAUUCUUGAGUGCUGAUACCAUUGCCUCAUUGGCGAUCUAUGUUCUGCCUAAGUUCCUGGACAGUGGAGAGGAACUGGAGGAAGAUGAGCCUUUGCCAGAUGUCUUUGUUAACACUACCAUUGCCUUGAUCGAGGUUCAGGGCUUCACUGCUUGGUCAUCUGUCCGUGAACCUGUCCAGGUGUUCAAGUUUUUGGAGCAGCUUUAUGAACAUUUUGACAACAUUGCAGCAAAGAAAGGUGUCUACAAAGUUGAGACAGUGGGGGAGUGCUACGUGGCAGCAACCGGAAUCCCUACAUCUCAAUCAGAUCACUGCCUAAUCAUGGCUUCGUUCUGCAUUGACUGUAUGAGAAAGAUGCCCAAGCUAGUCAAGACCAUGGAGGUACAAUUUGGACCUGACACUAGUGACUUGACUCUCCAGAUUGGAAUUGCAACUGGUCCGGUAACAGGAGGUUUCUUGAAAGGCCGUGGUGCAAGGUUCCAGCUCUUUGGAGAUACACGAAGCACUGUCUCCCUCAUCCAAAAGCACGGCAUGAACAAUCGAAUUCAUUUGUCACAAGGUGCUGCAGAGCUGCUCGUCAAGGCGAACAAAAGGUCAUGGGUCAUGGAACGAGAAGAGCGAGUUCAUACUCUUGAAAAGGGAGAAAUGAAGACAUACUGGUUGGUGAAAGGCUUUCGCCACGAAUACGACCUUCAGGACAGGCACUCCUGCCAUGGAUCUGUUGUUGGGAGUGAAGAAGGGGGCAAUGACGAGUUCGCCACCUUGGACAGUGAAGAGCGUUGGGUUGAAUUCAAUUUGGAGAUUUUUAAGGGUUUGCUGAAGCAGAUCAUUGCAAGAAGAGAAGGAGGAAACAUCCAGUUAGGAUCCAUGACCAGCAAGUCUCCAACUCAGCUGGAAAUGUCGAGGCAUGGAUCGAUCGCAGCUGAAAUGCCUUUGGAGGAGGUUAAGGAAAUCAUUGAACUUCCGCAGUUCGACAAACGAGCUGCCAAACGACAGCUAGACAUCGACAAAGUUGAGGUACCCGAUUUGGUGGUUCAACAACUACGGGAUUACAUCUCUUUGGUAGCGAGUCUCUACAAUGACAAUCCCUUCCAUAACUUUGCUCAUGCCUCAUACGUUGUGAUGGCUGUGACAAAGUACAUGAACAGGAUCAUUGCAGCCAAUGGAAUGGCCCUUGAAAAGGGAGAAGAUCGCAAUCGAUCCUCAGUCCAAGCGGCAAUUCAUUCCCACACUUACGGGAUAACCUCGGAUCCGCUAACACAAUUUGCAUGCGUUUUCAGUGCGCUUAUCCACGAUGUUGAUCACCCUGGAGUACCAAACUCACAGCUAAUUGAAGAGGACCGGCAAGUUGCUGAACGGUACAAGAAUAGGAGCGUAGCUGAGCAAAAAAGCCUGGACGUUUCCUAUGGUUUGCUACUGGAGGAUCGUUUUGCUGCGUUGUUGUCGACAAUUUGCCCAACCCAGCAAUCGCGCCGUCGGUUCAGGCAGCUCGUGGUGAAUAGCGUCAUGGCAACAGAUCUUGGGGAUCAGCAGCUCAAAGAACUCCGCAAUGCACGCUGGGAGAGAGCCUUUGCCAACGACGACACGAGCGUUCGUACUAGUACGUAUUCAACCGAAAGCUGGUCAAAUUCAGACCUUGAGAGCGGGCAAGCCCCACAUGACAUCAGGAACAUCCAAAUCAACAGAAAGGCGACGAUAGUGAUCGAGCAUCUUAUUCAGGCAGCGGAUGUUGCGCAUAUGUCUCAACACUGGCAUAUCUACAGGAAAUGGAAUGAAGCUCUCUUCAAAGAGACUUACAAGGCAUGGCGCGAAGGACGUGCAUCGAAGAAUCCAGCCGAUGGUUGGUUCAAGGGCGAAAUUGGCUUCUUUGACUUCUACAUCAUCCCUCUCUCAAGAAAGCUUCGCGACUGCGGCGUCUUUGGACCCACGUCGGAUGAAAACUUGAACUAUGCAACCAAUAACAGGAACAUGUGGAUGCAAGAAGGAGAAGAGUUGGUCAAAGGGAUGUUACAGAGAGCCGAAGCGGAAUACCCUGCACCAGAGAUGUGCCCUGAAGAUGAGGUGGACGAGAUGGGAGUCUCCGCCAGGAAUAUCUCUGUCUGAGUUGGUUACGUAAUAUACGAAUUACAUGAACAUACAUAGCCCUUAUUAUACGUACCGGUGCGUGCCGAAGUUACCGGUAUGGAUGUACAGCGUA